Messenger RNA from Triticum dicoccoides, 1071 nucleotides. Its product is annotated as thymocyte nuclear protein 1-like. The record is from RefSeq and is a predicted model, not a curated record. The transcript is spliced from 2 exons. Gene Ontology annotation, cellular component: nucleus. The coding region runs from base 95 to 718 and encodes 207 amino acids. Lineage: Eukaryota; Viridiplantae; Streptophyta; Magnoliopsida; Poales; Poaceae.
UCCCCGCGCAUUCUCAAGCCUUAUCGCCCAAUUUCCCGCCAAUAUAAGAUCCUUGCCUGCUCCGGCGAUCGCCGCAGCCCUGAACCCUCACAGGAUGCCGAGGAAAGCAGCUCACGGCGCCACCGCCGCCAGCAAGAAAGCAGCGCCCACCGCAACCGCCGCCAAAAAGAAAUCCGCGUCCACCGCCGGCAAGAAAGCCGCGCCCGCCGCCGGCAACGGCAAGGAAAGAGCAGCGCCAGCCGCAAGCAAGUACUGGCUGCUGAAGACGGAGCCGGGGGAGUGGUCGUGGUCGGACCAGGCGGGCGCGCCGGGCGGCGUCGGGCCGUGGGACGGCGUCCGCAACCACCAGGCCAUGAACAGCCUCCGCGCGAUGCGCCGCGGCGACCGCUGCCUCUUCUACCACUCGGGCGCCGGCGCCGCGUCCCGGCGCGUGGUGGGCGUCGUCGAGGUCGCCAGGGAGUGGUACGAGGGCGAGGAGGGGGCCGGCGGCGCCGUGGACGUGCGGGCCGUCGGGGAGCUCCGGAGGCCCGUGUCGCUGGAGGAGAUCAAGAAGGCGGCGGCGGCGGGGGAGGUGGAGGGGAUGAAGGACUUCGCGCUCAUCCGCCAGGCCCGGCUCUCGGUGAUGCCCGUGCCGGUGGAGGUCUGGGACUGGGUUUGUCAGAUGGGGGGUGGCUUUGUGCAGGACGGGGAGGUGGGAGAAGAAGCAGAACAGGGUUGAUAUGCUCUGUACUCUGAAGAUGCAGGUAAGUUAUGCCGUGGGAAAGACCAUUUUGUGGUGUCUUUUGGCCUGCAAGUGCAAGAGAAUGGUAUUUUGAGGAGUAUUUCAGUGACAUUUUGUGUAUCCUAGUCUCUAGUGUUUGCCAUCUUUGCGCCACAGUUUUUAUCCACUAGCUGGUCGAUGUAAGUUCAGUGGUCGAUGCUAGCAUGUCGCAAGAACAGUUGUUAUCUUAGGGCUUUGAGAUCCAUCAAGAAGUCGUAUGCUGUUCUUUGUGGCUGUAUGGAUAUGCUGCUCACUGAAUUUUCGAGCAGGUGGUUUCAUUCUGUCGAUGCUAUGGCACUCAUAUAUGGUCU